CACUUUCAACAUGGAGAGUGGAGCAGGAAAGCACUGGACUGAAGAAGAGGUUAAAGCUUUGCUAAGUGUCUGGGCAGAAAAAAAUAUACGAAAACAACUUUAUGGAACCCUGAGAAAUAAAGGAAUAUUUAUUUACAUUGCUAAAAGGCUGCAAGCACUAGGAGUAUACAGAGAUUGGAAACAGUGCCGGGCAAAGUACAAAAAUCUCAAAUAUGAAUACAGAACAGUUAAAUAUGCCCAUAACUCUGGAGACAGCUCUAAAACUAUGAAGUUCUUCCAUGAUCUGGAUGCGAUCCUGCAGUAUGAACCUGCCACACAAUUAACAGAGGAAGAUGCAAAUGACAGGUGCCUGGCAACGCUGAGCCAAAGUGCAGCUCCAGGGACCACUGAAGGCAACAUGUCAGUUACAUUAGAAGAUAAAGAAGACCUCUCAGGAAAUCCUUUACUUUUGGUUUCUCGUAUCAGACCAAUGGAACUAGGUAAAUCGACAUCAUUUAUGGAACCCUGUAUUAAUUCACCUUUUAUUCCAACUAUAGCAAAUGAAGGAGGAAAACACUGGACUGUACCAGAAGUCAGGGCUUUAAUUGGCAUCUGGUCUGAUAUAAGUAUACAACAACAACUAGAAGGGACAGUGAGAAAUAAAAGGAUAUUUGAACAAAUUGCUGCCAAGCUUCAGAAAUUUGGAAUAGAAAGAGACUGGAAACAGUGCAGAACAAAGUAUAAAAACUUAAAACAUGAAUAUAAGAUUGUAAAAAUGGCUCAAGACCAAGGCAUAACUAAGAGUAUGAAAUUUUUUACUGAGUUGGAUGCUAUUUUGGGACACAAUAAAACAGAGAAAUCACAACAACAGGAAUUCCAAGAUGAAAAACAAGCCAACGGAUGUGCCAAUGUAAAAACAGAAGAGGAUCGGACAGUCAUUGCUGGAGAUGCAGCUGAAGAUGACUUUGUUGGUCAUAUGUCAGAAGACCUAAGAGAGGGAGAUGUAAAACAAAGUCCUGCUACAGAGGAAGAUACCAUAAGUACAGUCUCAGAAGAGGUGGGCGGCCCCAAAGCACCACAAAGUACCACUGUGUCAGAAUUAUUUGAAGGUCAUACCAAAAACCCAAGAACUUUGAGCGUCAAAAGAAAAGCACAUGAAGAUGGACCAGUGUCUGUAUCUCUUAAGAAAACUGCUCCUGAGAUCACUGCAAAUGGGUUUCCUCAAUGCAUAACAGAAUGGAAAGAUUCUACAGAAUGUUUCUACAGACAGGAAACCCCAUACGCGAUCCAAUUUCAUCAGAGUCUUUCCUCUCUUCCCGGCGCGGCCGCUGCCCCCAGCCCACGCAGAAUAAUGGCGACAGCUGAGGUACUGAAUAUUGGUAAGAAACUCUAUGAGGGUAAAACAAAAGAAGUCUAUGAAUUGCCAGAUAGUCCAGGAAAAGUCCUCCUGCAGUCCAAGGACCAGAUAACAGCAGGAAAUGCAGCCAGAAAGAAUCACCUGGAAGGAAAAGCUGCAAUCUCAAAUAAAACUACCAGUUGUAUUUUUCAGUUGUUAAAGGAAGCAGGUAUCAAAACUGCUUUCACCAGAAAAUGUGGGGAGACAGCUUUCAUUGCACCUAAGUGUGAAAUGAUUCCAAUUGAAUGGGUCUGUAGAAGAAUAGCAACUGGUUCUUUUCUCAAAAGAAAUCCUGGUGUCAAGGAGGGAUAUAAGUUUUACCCACCUAAAGUGGAGCUGUUUUUCAAGGAUGAUGCCAACAAUGAUCCACAGUGGUCUGAGGAACAGCUAAUUGCUGCAAAAUUUUGCUUUGCUGGACUUGUUAUAGGCCAGACUGAAGUGGAUAUCAUGAGUCAUGCUACACAGGCUAUUUUUGAAAUAUUGGAGAAAUCCUGGUUGCCGCAGAACUGUACAUUGGUUGAUAUGAAGAUUGAAUUUGGUGUUGAUAUAACCACCAAAGAGAUUGUUCUUGCUGAUGUUAUUGAUAAUGAUUCCUGGAGACUCUGGCCAUCAGGAGAUCGAAGCCAACAGAAAGAUAAACAGUCAUAUCGUGACCUAAAGGAAGUAACUCCCGAAGGGCUCCAGAUGGUGAAGAAAAAUUUUGAGUGGGUUGCAGAAAGAGUGGAGUUGCUUCUGAAAUCAGAAAGUCAGUGCAGAGUUGUAGUAUUGAUGGGCUCAACUUCUGAUCUCAGUCACUGUGAAAAAAUAAAGAAGGCUUGUGGAAAUUUUGGCAUUCCAUGUGAACUUCGGGUAACAUCUGCCCAUAAAGGGCCAGAUGAAACUCUGAGGAUUAAAGCAGAAUAUGAAGGGGAUGGCAUUCCUACUGUAUUUGUGGCAGUGGCAGGCAGAAGCAAUGGUUUAGGACCAGUGAUGUCUGGUAACACCGCAUACCCAGUUGUCAGCUGCCCUCCACUCACUCCAGACUGGGGAGCUCAGGAUGUGUGGUCUUCUCUUCGACUACCCAGUGGUCUUGGCUGUUCAACCAUACUUUCUCCAGAAGGAUCAGCUCAGUUUGCUGCUCAGAUAUUUGGAUUAAACAACCAUUUGGUAUGGGCUAAACUGCGAGCAAGUAUAUUGAACACAUGGAUUUCCUUGAAGCAGGCUGACAAGAAAAUCCGAGAGGGCAAUUUGUAAAACAUCAUUGCUUUUUUUUUUUUUUUAAAGAAAAACUUUACAUUUCUUGUUUAGUUUCAGAAAAAGAUCAAGGUGAAGGUUUUUAAAUCAAAACAAUAAAAUUUACUAGUGAAUAA
This is a messenger RNA of Neogale vison (American mink), 2724 nucleotides long. It is a transcript of the gene PAICS, whose product is annotated as phosphoribosylaminoimidazole carboxylase and phosphoribosylaminoimidazolesuccinocarboxamide synthase. Gene Ontology annotation, molecular function: phosphoribosylaminoimidazolesuccinocarboxamide synthase activity. The record is from RefSeq and is a predicted model, not a curated record. The transcript has 16 exons. NCBI's taxonomy places the organism in Eukaryota, Metazoa, Chordata, Mammalia, Carnivora, Mustelidae. Gene Ontology annotation, biological process: 'de novo' IMP biosynthetic process. The coding region runs from base 11 to 2608 and encodes 865 amino acids.